AUGUGUAUGACGGAAACUGAUCUUGACCCAGAGACAAGAAAAAUUAAGAAUAUCCGAUUGUCAGGAAACGAAAGCGAAAUAGCGAACGUUCUUCGUGAAGAAAGCAAGCAAGGAAAUAGAGAUUCAAUUUUAUCAAAAAUUAUACUUGUUGCUAUCGAAACAGAGCUCAAGUCCGCUUCUGAACGUUCUAUUGAAAGUGAUGCAAACUUUCUUUUCCUUGUAUGCGCCGGCUUGUCAGCAGGAUUUGCCCUACUCGCCUUUCUCCAUAUGAACGUUCUUCGUGAAGAAAGCAAGCAAGGAAAUAGAGAUUCAAUUUUGUCAAAAAUUAUACUUGUUGCUAUCGAAACAGAGCUCAAAUCCGCUUCUGAACGUUCUAUUGAAAGUGAUGCGAAUUUUCUUUUCCUUGUCUGCGCCGGCUUGUUAGCGGGAUUUGCCCUACUCGCCUUUCUCCAUAUGGUCAUCGGUUUGUUAAUGUCCUGUAGAUACAGUAAGAACUAG
Molecule: messenger RNA, 498 nt
Organism: Strongylus vulgaris
Lineage: Eukaryota; Metazoa; Nematoda; Chromadorea; Rhabditida; Strongylidae
Source: the annotation of a GenBank genome assembly